Molecule: messenger RNA, 6456 nt
Organism: Lolium perenne
Lineage: Eukaryota; Viridiplantae; Streptophyta; Magnoliopsida; Poales; Poaceae
Source: RefSeq, a predicted model, not a curated record
CCGAAGCAUCCCAAGCUCGCUCGCUCGCACCACCGUACCUCGGCGAGACGGCGACCGCCCCCCAUGCCGUCGUCGUCGCCGGCGAUGGCACUCCAGCACCCACCACCGCCGCAGGAGCUCGACCUGGAAUCCUUCCUCCCGUCUUCUCCCACCUCAUCCUCAGCCUCCGACGCCGACGCCGAUCACCGCCGCGCCGUCGACGACCUGCUCCUCCUCCACUCCUCGUCGGACUCCGACUCCGACGAGCCAACACACAGCCCCAGCCUCACCCCCAAAACCCUAGCCCGCAUCAGAGCCCCUCCGCCGGCCCCUAAACCUUCCCCUCCCCCUUUGCCGCCCCCUCCCGCCUCCGCCUCCCCCGGGAGAUCCACAUCCGCCUCGCCGUCGCCGUCGCCGACGCUCUCCUCCAUGGUCUCGAGAACCUUCUCAAACAGCGCCGCUUCCUCGUCGAGGCAACUCCCGUCGCUCUUCCGGGGCGUCCGCCCCAGCCCCAAACCUGGCGCGGCCCUCGCUGCGGCGGCCGCCGCGUCCCGCGCUGUCCUCACCCCGCACGCCGCGGCGAUUAAGUCGCGCCGCACCGCCUCCGCGCCCAUCGAGAAGCUCCUCGACGAGGGCUCCGGCUCCGAAGCCUCCGAGGGGAUCCCAUCCGCUGGAAAUUCGGAAGCAGAGGUAGCGGCAGAGAAGGUGAGUGAGGAAGUGGUUGCUAGGGUGACCGAGGAAAAUGUCGGUGGGAGUAGCAGGAGUGAAGAGUUGGAAGAGGGCAAACAUGGGGAAGUGGGGAUUGAAGAGAACUCCGAGCCCUCGGAAUCGGUGGAGGCAGGUGAGGUUGAUUCUGUUGCUGCCGAGAAUGUCAUUGAACCUGAGCAAGUUGAGGAUGACAAUUUGGCAGAAAUCAAUGCCGGGAUUCAAAUUGGGCUUGUUGAUGAGGAAAACAUUGAUGAGGAAACGAGAGACGAAGAUUUAGUGGCAUCUGACGAGGUUGUGGAUCAAGCUGAGGCUGUUUCCGAGGAGAAGACCGUUGAUGAGCUGGAGUUUGAUCGGUCUGACACUGAUUCGGUAGAGCAAGUGGAGUCGGAGAGCGUCAUUGACAAGGUGAUCGAGGAGAGGUUGGAGAUCAGCAGGAAGGCUGAAAAACAUACGGAGAAGAAGCCCAAGGUGUCGAUGAAACCAUUGGAGUGGGCGGAGGAGCUCGAGAAGAGGCAGGCCUCGUUCGGGCAACAUUGGGAGGAGGGAGCAGCAGCACAACCCAUGCGCCUGGAGGGGAUUGGAAAGGGCCAACCAGCAAUUGGUUACAUGCAGAUUGAGGUGGACAACCCAAUAACUCGUGCCAUGGCCACCCCGUCAUUUCGCAAGGACCAUGGCUCUCCCCAUGUGUUAGCAGCACAUAGGAGCUACCUAGCGAUGGGCAUGUCCAAUGGAUCUGUUAUUAUCGUCCCAAGCAAAUACUCCAUCCAUCAACCUGAUGAUACAGAUGCAAAGAUGCUGUUCUUUUGGAAUCAAGGUGAGAAAACUCAAUCACCAGUGACUGCCAUGUGCUUUAACCCGCAAGGGGAUCUUCUGCUAGUAGGAUAUGGUGAUGGCCAUAUGACAAUUUGGGAUGUACAGAAGGCUACUGCAGCAAAAGUCAUAUAUGGCGAGCAUACAGCACCUGUAGUGCAUGUUUGUUUUAUCCGCCAAUCUAAAGCCAUCACUGGAGAUUCAAAAGGGCAUGUUCUUUUGCACACAUUCUCGAUCAUCCCCGUCAUUAAUCGCUUGACUAUCAAGGGAACCCAGCGCCUUUUUGACGGAAAUGCUGGAAUGGUGCACUCAGCCUGUCCUCUUCUAGCGGAUGAAUCCUUUGGUUCUACCAACUCAUCUGCCCAGGGCAACCUAACAACUUCCUCGGGUGGUGGUCUUGGGAGCAUGAUGGGAGGUGUAGUUGGAGGAGAUUCUGGAUGGAAGUUUUUCAACGAAGGUUCUUCUCCAAUGGAGGAUGGUGUUACAGUCUUGUUCAAUAUGAAUCAACAUGCUCUUGUGGUUAGACUCCGUACCAACAUUGAUCAUGUUGACCAUAUUGAGACCUUCUCUAGACCAGAAGGAGCACGAGAAGGGUCAAUUUCUUAUGCUGCAUGGAAAUGGACAUCAUCCUUGGGUGAUUCGUCGCCAGUCGAUGAAGAACGAGUAGCAUGGCUUGCGCUUGCAUGGGACCGUCAAGUGCAAGUUGCAAAAUAUGUGAAAUCAAAGAUGAUCAAACAUAAGGAAUGGAAGCUUGAUAGUGCAGCCAUUGGUGUUGCCUGGUUAAAUGAUCAGAUGUUAGCUGUCCUUAAUCUGAGAGGGCAGCUUUGUUUGUUCUCAAAAGAUGGCAGUGAGCUUCGCAGGACUAUCUUUGUUCUUGAUGGUUUUAUCUUUGAUGACAGCAUACUGUUCCAUACACAUUUUUUGAACAAGUUUGGUAUUCCUGAAAGGCAUUUUAAUAACUCAGUAGCAGUAAGAGGUGCUACGGUAUAUAUUCUUGGCCCAAGCUUUCUUACAGUUUCGCGACUUCUUCCAUGGAAAGAGCGGAUUGAAGCACUAAAGAGGGCUGGUGAUUGGAUGGGUGCACUGGACAUGGCAAUGAAGCUUUAUGACGGUCAUACACAGGGUGUUGUUGAUCUCCCGAGAACAGUUGAUUCUAUAAGAGAAGCCAUAAUGCCAUAUUUAGUAGAGUUGCUGCUGUCAUAUAUAGGUUAUGUCUUCGAGUAUAUCUCAAUUGCAUUGUCAAACCAUACUGGAAAAGGGGAAGCAACAGAUGGCCUGAUAGACGCUGAUAGAUCCCUGCUGACACAGAGAGAGGAACAGUAUGCUCGUGUAGGAGGGGUUGCAGUUGAGUAUUGUGUUCACAUUGGAAGGAAUGACAUCCUGUUUGAUACAGUAUUUUCGAAGUUUGUUGCUGCACAAAGUGGAGGCAUGUUUCUGGAGGUACUGGAGCCAUAUAUACUGAAAGAUAUGCUUGGUUCUUUGCCCCCUGAGAUCAUGCAAGCUCUUGUUGAACAUUACAGUGGCAAAGGAUGGUUGCAGCGAGUCGAACAAUGCAUUCUUCAUAUGGAUAUUUCUUCACUGGAUUUUAAUCAGGUAGUCAGACUGUGUCGUGAACAUGGGUUAUAUGGUGCUCUUAUUUAUUUAUUUAACCAAGGCUUGAAUGAUUUUCGUACACCUCUAGAGGAACUUCUAUCUGUUAUCCAGAGCGUUGCUAGAAAAGAUGCUACUGCUACUUGCUACAGAAUGCUUGUUUAUCUGAAGUAUUGCUUCCAAGGCCUAGCAUUUCCUCCAGGGCAUGGAAUAAUUCCCCGAGGCCGUCUUCAUUCAGUGAGAAAAGAACUUCUGGAAUUCAUGCUUGAGGAAUCUAAAAUGCUCACUUCUGAAAUAUGUAAGGGGUUCAGUUCUUCUUGUGGGAAAUGCCCAAACAUAUGCUAUCUACUAUGGAUGGAUACAGAAGCUACUUUGGAAGUUGUCAAGUGUGCUUUUGAGCAAGAGAGUUUUGAGCAUACUUCUGGCACUCUUGAUACAUCUGUGUCCAAGGACGAGGAUAAUAAUAAUAUUGGAAGCCCAGAUAGUCAAAAUGUUUUGUUACAAAGUGUAGUUGACAUCAUCGUUCAUAUUGUUGGUUUAGAAAAUGAGGCGAUCCAUUCCAUUGUUGUGGACACUGCUGAGUCAGAAGAAUCAGAACUUUGGCCUUCAGUGAAUGACUUUGGUUACAUAAUUGAAUUUGUGUCCUGUUUUGUUUCCCGUAAAAGGGCAAAUGCAUCUCAAAGAGUUCUUAAGCACAUUCUUAAAUACCUUUCAUCAUCCAGUACUCCAUCAUAUGACGAUAACAAGAUGCUAAGUCAGAAAGAAGUUCUUCAGCUCUUCAAUGUGGUUCCUCAAACUGACUGGAAUUCUGAUUAUGUGUUGCAUCUCUGUUUAGAAGCCACUUUUCACCAGGCCUGUGGCAUGAUAUAUACAGCCAGAAAUCAACAUUUGGCUGCUUUAGAUAGUUACAUGAAGGAUACAGUGGAACCAUACCACGCUUUUGUCUUCAUCAACAAAAAGUUACUUCAAUUGGCAGGUGAUGAAGCUUUGGCAUUUCGUUCCACAGUAAUAUCCCGUUUUGCUGAGCUAGUCAAUCUAAGCAGGGAGUGUGCAUUUGUCUUGGUGAUUGAUCAUUUUCACGAUGAGAUCCAGCAAAUAUUGUCAGAGCUUCAUUCUGAUCACCGCAGCCUCUUUCUUUUCUUGAAAACUGCAAUUGAAGUACACUUGUCAGGAAAACUUGACUUGAGUGACCUUACUGCCAGAAACUAUCAAACUGUUGAACGUCGCUACUUUUCUGGCGAACUUGAAGAUUAUCUGCAUAGAUUAUCAAAUCUCCCGAAGUUGUUUGACCGCAAUCCUGUUUCUAUGACUGAUGAGUUAGUUGAACUCUAUCUGGAGCUUUUGUGUCAGUACGAAUCAAGGUCAGUUCUGAAGUUUCUGGAGACUUUCGAUAGCUACAGAUUGGAGAAGUGUUUGCAUCUUUGUCUACAUUAUGGAGUUACAGAUGCUGCUGCAUUUUUGCAAGAGAGGGUUGGUGAUGUUGGUAGUGCACUGGCACUUGUUCUAGCUGGACUCGAUGACAAAAUCAGCUACUUUGUUGCUUCGGUGGAAAAUCUGUUCUCCCCGAUAUCUUCAAAAAGUAUCUCUGGAAUUGAGAAACCAGAAACUGUUCUAAAAAUGAGUGAGGCUCAUCCGGUGCUUGAUGUGCUACAUUCCUCCAUUGGAUUGUGCCAAAGGAAUUCACAGCGCCUAGACCCAGAGGAGUCUCAGCUACUUUGGUUUCAACUGCUUGACUCCUUCUCGGAUCCACUGAAAAAGUUAUAUGGAAACAAAGUUGUAAAUGGAAAAGGUUCUUGGCCUGAGGGGCGUGAAACGACAAAUGGACAUCCAACAGGCAAAGGAUUCUCACAACAAAUAGUGAAUUCAAGUAACCAAAGGUGUUUGAAUACUUUGCGGAGAGUAUUCUCACAAUUCGUUGGAGAGAUAAUCGAGGCAAUGGCUGGGUAUAUACCCCUACCAGCAAUUAUGGCAAAGCUAUUAUCUGACAAUGGGAGUCAAGAGUUUGGUGACUUUAAACUUGUCAUACAUAGAAUGCUGUCUAUGUAUCUUUAUGAAAAACGAAUACUGGAAACAGCCAAGUCAGUUAUUGAGGAUGAUUCAUUCUAUAGCUUGAGCUUAUUAAAGAGAGGGGUUUGUCACGGAUUUGCUCCACAGACUUUUGUCUGCUGUGUAUGCAACUGCUCACUUUCUAAAGAAGAUGCUAUUUCAGCAGUUCGAGUAUUCAGUUGUGGACAUGCAACACAUCUUCACUGUGAGUCUGAGCAAAGCAAAUCAUCCAACAAGGAUUCCAAAGAUGGAUGUCCAAUUUGUCUCUCGAUGAGUAACACACAAACCCAGAACAAAUCACCUAUAAUAUCUGAGAAUGGGCUACCCAAGUAUCCUGUGGUUGAAAAUGAAGUAUCGUAUGGCAUCCAUCAUAAUCAUGAGUCAGAACAUGUUGAAAAAUCUCGUGGGAUUCAGCAGAUGUCACGGUUUGAAAUGCUGAAUAAUCUUCAGAAAGCACAGAAGUCUUUUCAUAUUGAAACUGUACCUCCAUUGAAACUUUCUCCACCAGCCAUAUAUCAUGAAAAGAUACAGAAGAGAGUGAGUUUGGUGGGAGAAUCCAGCAGGCAUUCUGUUAGAAGUGAAAAACAACAGAAAAUAUGGCAGAUGAAGGAGCCAAAAUCAAAGAAAUCAGGGAAUUGGCUUCCGCCAAAGUCAAGCAUAUUCAGUUCUGACAAGAACCAAGUGCGGUAGACUAAUGAUUGCACGUGACUGUAAGGUUGACUAUACAAUGAGGUUCUCAUCGUACUGGUGAGAAGUGUGCACUAUUCCCAGAUUGAUUUGCUUCAAGAAUGAAGCAGUGAACACCCUCCUUGUUCUGUGCAGCAACCAGACUCUUCCUCUCCACAAUGGCUGUCGAAAGCUCCACAAAAUUUACCAAUGUGCUUGAGCUGUUUGGCAUCACAAAAUUCCCAUCUUGGUGAUGCAUCCAAGUGGUUUGGACUAGUAUGAUUCUUCUCACGAUUUGAUGUUCGAAGAUUGCUUUGAGCAACGGGAAGAAUCAUAAAGGAAGCGAGAUGAUAAAUGCGACCCCAUGACUGUAAAGGCUGUAAAUUAGAAGACUGAUAAGAAACAAUUUUUUUGAAGCAGGAGCAUACGGUUGACGAACAUGGUCCACACACCAGUUAAUUGUAGAUGACUUGGUUCAUUCGUUGUAACGCAGGGAUGUAUAGUUGGUACAGAGUGAUAGUUUGAUAGAUCCAACUGAUGUACAGAGGCCCGUUAUGCAAUUCAUUGUAAAACAUGUUUGGUUAGAAGCUGUUGUAAAAUAUUCAGAUGCUCAGACGUAACCAAUAUUUCCUGCGAAAGAAAUAGUUCUUAUCUGAA